GCAUAUGUUUCUAUUCAAUUGUAAUGUGCCCAGGCUUAUGUGUAGUGUGUGUGGUAUGACACCUGUAAAGGAGAGAAUGACAAGUAUAAUAAGAACCCUAUCCAUCCUCCACAGAUGCCUUAUUUCCUGGGCAAAUUCUGUGUACUUACUGACUUUUUCAGUACAUGUGUUUUGUACAUUGUGAGUGUUUGGAAUGGAUAUGUCUAUAAGUUCAUCAGGUGUGGAUAUUCAAUCAUCAGAUAUAUUUCAAGAUUUAAAAUCUGAUGAAGAUAUUAUUUCUGAAAAUAAAGACCAUGACAUUGAACAACCAGCAAUAAAUAAUGGAAAUGUAGAAAUAAUCAUUGAUAGUGAUUCUUCAAAUCAUUUCCAAACAACAGAAGUAAGUAAUGAGGGAAUAGAAUUACGUAAUGAUGACAAUGCUAACUAUUUUAAAGCUUCAGAGAAUUGUUAUGAUUUUUCUAACUAUCCUAUACAAAUUACUGGUGCUUGGAAAGAAUUUGAAAAAAUUACAGAAAAUUAUACUAAAGGAUGUAAAUGGUCUCCUGAUGGAAGCUGCUUUUUAUCAAACAGCAAUGACAAUAGUCUUCGUAUUUUUAAUCUUCCAGAAUGUUUAUGGCAAAAGUCAAUAACUUGGGAAUCUGUCAGUGAAUUGCAAGCUGUGUUAUUUCUUCAAGAAAGUGGGUUAAUUUAUGAUUAUUGCUGGUAUCCUUUGAUGUCAUCAUUUGAUCCAGUUACAUGUUGUUUAGCUUCCUCUAGUCGGCAUAAUCCUGUUCAUAUGUGGGAUGCCUUCACUGGACAACUUCGUUGCACAUAUAGACCAUAUAAUAAUGCUCUUGAUGAGGACACAGAUAAUAAUAAUGAUGCUCACUUGAUUUGCUAUGGACAGUUUAUAGAUAGUAACAACAUUGUAGAAGACCUCUUUUGUAAAAAAAAUAAAGACGGGCAAGCUGGAAUAAUUUCAUGUUUUGCCUUUUCUUCUUCAAGUAAUCAUCUGUUUGCUGCUGGUUCCUACUGCAGAACAAUUGGUAUAUAUUCUGCUCAAGAAUUGGAUUUGCUUUUUCUCUUAUCUGGACAAAUGGGUGGAGUAACUCAUUUAAUAUUUUCAUCGGAUGGCAUAAAAUUAUUCAGUGGAGGAAGAAAGGAUUGUGAAAUUCUUUGUUGGGAUAUCAGAAAUCCAGGAAAAGUGUUUUAUAGUAUGCGACGAAUUGUUACAACAAAUCAACGAAUGUAUUUUGAUAUAGACAGCACUGGCCAAUACUUGAUAAGUGGAAAUGAAAAUGGAGUGAUCACUGUUUGGGAUUUAAAUAAACCACCUGAAAAUAUAUCUGGUGAAAAUGAACCCAUUUUACAUCCAAUUCUAUUCUUUCAAGCCCAUAAUGAUUGUGUAAAUGGAAUCAGUAUUCAUCCAUCACUUCCUCUUUUAUUAUCAUCGUCCGGUCAGCGACAGUUUCCAGAACCAGAAGAUUCAGAAGAUAGUGGUAAUGAGACAGAAAAGGAAUGCAAGUCUGAGAAUUCUAUUCGUUUGUGGUGGAAUGGUAAAAAUGAGAACUAAGACAAAAAUAUUAGUGGUUUUUCACUGUAAAUA
This is a messenger RNA of Centruroides sculpturatus (bark scorpion), 1585 nucleotides long. RefSeq names its product telomerase Cajal body protein 1-like. The transcript is spliced from 11 exons. Gene Ontology annotation, molecular function: RNA binding; protein binding. The record is from RefSeq and is a predicted model, not a curated record. Gene Ontology annotation, biological process: Cajal body organization. Lineage: Eukaryota; Metazoa; Arthropoda; Arachnida; Scorpiones; Buthidae. The coding region runs from base 194 to 1552 and encodes 452 amino acids. Gene Ontology annotation, cellular component: Cajal body.